GAGUCCACCCUUCAGAAAUCUGAAAUCUUUUACCGUGCAAUUACCCUCCGUGAAAAUCGCUGGCAUUGUCGUAAAUAAAAGAAACAAAGGAGGACAUUUGCGUACUUGAAAUUUACCACCUCCACGUCAAAGUCACAAAACUCAUUGCUUGUCUGGCAUGGUGGUGAGUCACUGGGUCUGCACCCACGCAGCGACAAACAAACAAACAACACUGAAACUCUGAGCGAUAAAAGAUAGAGAGAGAAACUAUUUUUUGAGCGAAGAAGAAGAACAAGAAUAAGAGCGGAGAGAAGCUCUCCGUUUUGCGCAAAGCAAUGCCCGUUAAUUCCAGAACUCAAUCCUCGUUUUCUUUUAAACUCGGACUCUUUUUUUCUUGAACAUAGAAAAAAGAAAAAAGAAUCAUUGCAUAAAAUAAGAGAAAACUCCUGAGGAGUAAUUGAAACGGAUAUUGCGCUCUUCUUAGCUCUGAAAAAUCGAAGAUCUCGACUGAGUAUGCAAUUCCUGGAUAGAUCAUGCCUGCUUGAAACCACAGAUUCUGUUAUUUCUCAAGUUUCAGCUACGUAUUGUCGAUUCUUUAAACAAAUCAGCUCUGGCUUUUGUUGAGCAAUGCAAGCAAAGAAGCGUAGCGGAAACAUCAAAGCUCUUGUUAUGAUGAAGCUUCUAGCUUAGAAGAGGUUUUAGGUUUGAUUGAGAGGAAACGAUGGCGUCUUCUUGGGAACAUUUUGGUGAAAUUGCAAAUGUAGCCCAGCUCGCGGGCUUUGAUGCAGUGCGGUUAGUUGCUAUGAUAGUUAAAGCUGCAAGCACAGCGCGAAUGCAUAAGAAGAAUUGCAGGCAAUUCGCGCAGCAUCUCAAGUUGAUCGGUAACUUGCUGGAGCAGCUCAAGAUCUCGGACCUUAAGAGGUAUCCUGAGACACGGGAGCCAUUGGAGCAGCUUGAGGAUGCAUUAAGGAGGUCUUACAUUUUGGUCAAUAGUUGUCAGGAUAGGAGCUAUCUCUAUCUUCUGGCCAUGGGAUGGAACAUUGUGUAUCAGUUUAGGAAGGCCCAGAAUGAAAUCGAUCGAUAUUUGAAGAUUGUUCCUCUUAUCACUCUGGUGGAUAAUGCUCGAGUCAGGGAGAGACUAGAAGUUAUUGAGAAAGAUCAAAAUGAGUACACUUUGGAUGAAGAGGACAGAAGGGUGCAAGAUGUUAUACUGAAACCAGAGCCCUCAAAAAAUGAUGCCAUGAUUUUGGAAAAAACUCUUUCUUGCUCAUAUCCAAACUUGUGUUUUAAUGAAGCACUUCAAAAGGAAAACGAGAAGCUUCAACUGGAACUACAACGAUCACAAGCUAAUUAUGAUGUUCAACAGUGUGAAGUAAUCCAGCAUUUGCUUGAUGUAACAGAAGCUGCUGCUGCAACUUCUAUUCCCGAAAAGAGUACAUCCAUGAAAGGGUCUAAGAAAGUAGAGCAUAAUUACUCAGAUGCCAAUAGUCAGAAAGGUCAUUCAUAUGAUGAAAGCUAUCCAAAUAAGCCCGAUUCUCACACAACUUCAAGAAACACGUCUUCAGUUUCAUCAGGACAUGAUCUGCUGUCUGAUAGAGAUUCGCAUGGGUAUGAAGAAUGGCAUGCUGAUUUGCUCGGUUGUUGCUCGGAACCAUUUCUGUGUAUAAGGACAUUCUUCUAUCCUUGUGGUACAUUUUCAAAGAUUGCUACUGUGGCAACAAACAGGCACGUGUCUUCUGCAGAGGCAUGCAAUGAAUUGAUGGCAUAUUCAUUGAUAUUGUCAUGCUGUUGCUACACUUGCUGCGUCAGAAGGAAACUUCGCAAGGCAUUGAACAUUACGGGUGGAUUUAUUGAUGAUUUCCUCUCACAUUUGAUGUGCUGCUGUUGUGCCCUUGUUCAAGAAUGGCGAGAAGUAGAGAUGCGUGGGGCUCAUGGUUCUGAGAAGACUAAAACAAGCCCUCCACCAUCACAAUUUAUGGAAUCAUGAGUAAAAGGACUGAAAUGCUUAUUUCCUUGGAAGGUUUAUACUUUACAUAGCCUAAUAUAGAAUAUAAGCAGCCUCCAGUAUCUCUGUUAAAUUGAUACUGUACUAAAAGAUUGCUCCCCUUGCCUUGGAAUCUACAGAUAUGUAAAUUAGUCCAAUUCAGCACAGAUAUGUAAAAGUGGUUUUGGAUCCAUGUUUAUUUCUUCAGAGAUAAAGAACAGCUGCCAAACAAGAAAUUUUUUUCCUUUUGGAUGGAAAAAGGCCAAAAAGGGUCAUUGAAUUAAAUUCUAAAUGUUUCCUUCCUUUGACAAAGCCUUUACUAAUUUAAUGGAUAUUGGGAUUCACUAAAUUUGAGAUUUGAUUAAAUUAAACAACGGCCCCCUUUUUCACAUGAAUGAAUGGUAAAAGUCCUAGGCCAUCGCGUCUAAUCCUAUGUUUCGUUUACUUUCCCUUCCUUCCUACACGUGUUAAUAUGUUAUUGGUAUGUUCAGAACGAUGAACAAUCA
Durio zibethinus is the source of this 2469-nucleotide messenger RNA. RefSeq names its product protein MID1-COMPLEMENTING ACTIVITY 1-like. Gene Ontology annotation, biological process: cell surface receptor signaling pathway. NCBI's taxonomy places the organism in Eukaryota, Viridiplantae, Streptophyta, Magnoliopsida, Malvales, Malvaceae. The record is from RefSeq and is a predicted model, not a curated record.